ACUUCCUCCUUCUGUGCUUGUAGGGCUGGGCUGCCAAAGAGACUGCAGUGUCCUCCCUGGCACCCACAGGCAAAAUGGACCAGGAAACCCUGGGAAGCGUUGUCCUCCUCGCCAUUGUCACCUUGAUAAGUGUUGUCCAGAAUGCUUUUUUUGCGAGCAAAGUGGAGCAUGAAAGCAAAUACUGCAAUAGCAAGGCGUUCCAGCGAUCAGGAUCCUCUGCCUUUGAUCGCGUCUACACUGCCAACCAGAACUGCGGACACGCCUACCCCACGUUCCUCGCUGUGCUCUGGUGUGCUGGACUUCUCUGCAGCCCAGCUCCUGCCGCCUUUGCCGGCCUGAUGUACCUGUUUGUGAGGCAGAAGUACUUUGUGGGCUACCUGGGGGAGAGGACUCAGAGCACUCCCGGUCACCUGUUUGGAAAGCGCAUCAUUUUGUUCCUGUUCCUCAUGUCCGUGGCUGGAAUACUCAACUACUAUCUCAUCUUCUUUUUCGGAAGUGACUUUGAAGUGCACAUAAAAACCAUAACCAGCGCGAUCUCUCCAUUGUUGCUCAUACCCUAGCUCCCCAUAGCACUGAGGGGGUCAGCAUGCUUAAUGUAUUGAUACCCAGAAGCAGCCAUAAUUCAACUGUUUAAGAAAUGAACCCAUAACCCUUUUAGAUUGCUGUAAAUCUCAUGCUUGAUGGGCUUUGUAGCUUGAUUUAACCUUGCUUUUUCCUUCAGGAAAAGAUUUAUCGUGAGCACUCAGCAUGCCCACAGAAUGGUAACAUCUUCCAGUUAAUUCUUUGGAUUUUUUUUCUCUAAACUGCAGUUUUUGAGCUGAUUGCAUGACUGGAAGGGACAUUGUAUGCUUGCUUUGUAAUUGUGUUGUACUUAGCUUUUGCUUCAAGACCCAGGAGCCCCUCAGUGUUGUUCCUGACCAAUGGCUUCUGCAGUUAUCCUCAUGCACAAUCAGAGCCUUCUGCCAGCAUCCCCCACACCUUGGCCCAGUAAAGGCAUGGACCAGCCUCUUCACCUACCCUUCACCUCCCACUUGGUGACCAAGAUUCUGCUGCUGCAGGGCAGCAAAUUGGCCUCUGUCUGGUCUUCCUUGAUAAAUAUUCAUGUGUGUAAUGCUCUUGACACUGAUCCCAUCUACUCUUCAGCCUUUUUGUUCUUCCAGAGAUGUGGAAAGGGGUCUUGAGUAAAUGAGAAGCUGGUGUAUCAACAGAGGGGUUGGAUUCGAUUUGCUUGGCUUUGUUUAAUAAAACAGUAUAAAAGGAAGAAA
Molecule: messenger RNA, 1265 nt
Organism: Pezoporus occidentalis (night parrot)
Lineage: Eukaryota; Metazoa; Chordata; Aves; Psittaciformes; Psittacidae
Gene: ALOX5AP
Product: arachidonate 5-lipoxygenase activating protein
Exons: 5
Coding region: 75-560 (161 amino acids)
Biological process (GO): leukotriene biosynthetic process
Cellular component (GO): endoplasmic reticulum; nuclear envelope; membrane
Molecular function (GO): glutathione transferase activity; leukotriene-C4 synthase activity; glutathione peroxidase activity
Source: RefSeq, a predicted model, not a curated record